AUGCCUCUGGCGGUGGGCCCUUCGGCGCGGCUGCCGUGUGGACGGCGACCCGUCGACGGCGGCGCCCGCGCACCGGCGCAGCGACGGCCCAAGGCGCCACUUCCCGCUCGGGCCACGCCUGCGGCCCCGGCAGACGCGAGGCAGGGAUCGGAGCCGUCGACAGCAGACUUCUGCGGCGCAGAGGGUCGAGUGCUGGUUCGAGGCAACGGCGCGCAGAAUGGAUCUGGGAAUGGGAAAAAUUACCAUAUUCACACGUUUGGAUGCCAGAUGAACAUUGCAGAUUCUGAACGCAUGGCUGGAGUGCUUGAAGGGAUUGGCUAUCGGCAUGUGGAAGACCCAGAAAAUGCGCAUCUGCUCAUUUACAACACCUGCUCCAUAAGGGAAAAGGCUGAGAGCAAGGUGUACUCUGCACUGGGAAUGCAGGCCAAAAGGAAAAGAAGUAAAGAGAGUGACUUGAAGAUUGUCGUUGCUGGGUGCGUUGCUUCCCAGGAAGGACACCAGCUACUCAGACGAAUGCCAGAGGUCGAUCUGGUCAUGGGGCCCCAACACGCCAACAAGAUCGAGGAGCUCCUGGAGCGCGUGGACUUGGGGGCCCAAGUGGUGGCCACUGAGGAUGUGGACAUCAUGGAGGACAUCGCCCAGCCCCGACGGGGCUCAGACAUUACUGCCUGGGUGAAUGUCAUUUAUGGUUGCAACGAGCGCUGCACCUACUGUGUGGUGCCCAACACCAGGGGCAAGGAGCAGAGCCGCACGCCCGACGCCAUCAAGAAGGAGAUGACAGCCCUGGGGGCCGCAGGUUACAAGGAGGUGACACUCCUGGGCCAGAAUGUGGAUGCGUACGGCCGUGACUUACCUGGAAUGGCGUCCGAUGCCUCAGGUCGUCGGGCGUGGACGUUCACUGACUUGCUGCGGCACGUGCACGACGUGCCAGGCAUUGAGCGGAUACGCUUUGCGACUUCGCACCCCAGGUACUUCACGGAGCGCCUGAUCCAGGCCUGCGCCGAACUGCCCAAGAUGUGCGAAUUCUUCCACAUCCCCUUCCAGUGCGGCGACGACGACGUCCUGCGGGAGAUGCGGCGGGGCUACACGGCCGCCAGGUACGCCAACAUCAUCCACAACAUACGCCGCAGGAUGCCGGAUGCCUCCAUAAGCGGCGACGCCAUAGUGGGCUUCCCGGGCGAGACCGAGGAGCAGUUCAUGAGGACGGUGGACCUCGUGAAGAGGGUGGGGUUCGACCGUGUGAACACGGCCGCGUACUCCCCACGCCCAAACACCCCCGCAGCCUUUCGGCCGGAUCAGGUCGCCGACCUGAUCAAGAAGGAUCGUCUGAACCGCCUGAACGCCGUGGUGAACGAGGUGGCUGAGGCCCGGGCGCAGCGCUUUGCGGGCAGGGAGCUGGAGGUGCUCGUGGAGGGGGCCAACCCCAGGGAGGGCGGCCAGGCGAUGGGCCGUAGCAGGCACAACAAGGUGGUGUUCUUCGAGGGGGAUGGGGAGGCGCUCAAGGGGCGGCUGGUGGCUGUGCGGGUGGAGCGAGUGAGGGCGUACACUCUGUACGGGCGGUUGUUGGACGCUGGGGGGCCGUCUUUGUAG
This is a messenger RNA of Ostreobium quekettii, 1590 nucleotides long. Lineage: Eukaryota; Viridiplantae; Chlorophyta; Ulvophyceae; Bryopsidales; Ostreobiaceae. The record is from the annotation of a GenBank genome assembly.